AUGGCGGACGCUUCUGAGCUCAAGCAUAUGGUAAUGAGCUUCAGGGUGUCUGAACUACAAGUUUUACUCGGAUAUGCAGGUAGAAAUAAAACUGGUCGGAAGCAAGAACUGUUACAAAGAGCAAUACAACUGGUUCAAAAAGGAGCUUCAGUCCCCAUACAGAUCAAAAUACGAGAAUUGUACAAUCAAAUUUUUUCUUCGAGCAGACGGAAAGUUCCUGGGCGAUCUGAGGAUGAAGGUCUUUCAGGCGGGUAUAACAUAUACGGUGGCCAUGGCUCAAAUGUCAAAUCAGAAGGUCCAAGAUACAGAGGUUCUCGGCCGAUGGACUACUCUACGGCACAACGAAUGGUUGAACAGCCCAGCACAAUGGGGAUUCCUGUACAUCCAGAUGUGCGUCUCAAACAUCUCCCUUUCUACGACUGUAUUACAGAACUCAUGAAGCCCACAAGUCUUGUGCCAAGAGGGACAUCAAAGUUCCAGGAAACACAUUUCAAUUUUCAUUUAACACCACAACAAGCACAAGAUAUCGCCAUGUCCAGAGAUUUCAGACCAGGUGCUAAGUAUGAAUUCAUCACACAAAUACAACUCAGGUUUAGUUUGUUAGAAACAACCUGUGAACAGGAUGAUAACUUUCCGCCAAAUAUUUGUGUGCGAAUCAAUGGUAAAAUGGCACCAUUGCCGAACCCCAUUCCAACGACCAAACCAGGUGUAGAGCCCAAGAGACCUGGUAGACCUGUAGACAUCACACCUCAGUGUCGACUCUCUCCCACAAUGGCAAACCAGGUGGAAAUUUCAUGGGCCACUGACUUCAAUAGGGGGUACUGUGUUGCAAUAUAUUUAGUGAAGCGGCUGUCAUCAGAUACUUUACUACAGCGACUGAAACAGUUUGGGAGCCGGCAUGCUGACCACACCAGAGCCUUAAUAAAAGAAAAAUUGGCUCAUGACCAAGACAGUGAAAUAGCAACGACUAGUCUACGUGUAUCCUUACUUUGUCCACUUGGAAAGAUGAGAAUAACGAUACCGAUACGAGCAAGCUCAUGUACACAUCUACAAACGUUUGAUGCCAUCACUUUCCUGAUGAUGAAUGAAAAGAAACCAACUUGGAUGUGUCCUGUUUGUGAUAAAAUUGCACCUUUUCAUAAACUAUUUAUUGAUGGAUUGUUUGUGGAGAUCCUUAAACAGGCCACAGAUGAUGAGAUUCAGUUUACAGAGGAUGGCAACUGGUGCCAUCUGCAACGCAACAAAGAAACACAUGUGAUUCCUAGUCCUGUUGUCAAAAAGCCUGCCGCAACUGUAGUGGCAGAUACUUCAGAAUCGCCAACAAAGCGACCCAAGAUGGAUGUGAUAGAUCUAACAGAAGACAGUUCAGAUGAAGAUGGUCCAUCAACGUUCCAGUCCAGCUCUCAUGGGUAUCAAUCUACAGGGUGUGUUAGUCCGCCGGUCAUCAGUCUCGACUCCCCAACACCGGCCCCCUCCUCCAUCUCCUCUACAGAGUCGCCACUGGUAUCAUCGCCCUGUUCCAAUUCGUCCUCCUCCUCUACCUCCCCUUCAGCAUCUGCCUCCCCUGGGGCAUCAUCUAGCACUACACAACCCCUAUCUGCUCCCACCACACCUCUUCAGCACUCACGCUCACCAUCACCCAUUCGUUCCCCCAGUUCACAGUCCAGUCACAGUGAAGCCCAGUCAAGUCACAGUGAGGCACAGUCUCCCAGCGACUCUCAGCGGUCCACUCACACCUCACCACCACGGUCCACCCAUACUUCCCCGCAGCAGUCACCCAUAGGAGUACGAGUGUCGCCCGUCACCCCACCAUCCUCUGCACCUUCCUUCCCUCCUUUCCAGCCUUUCCAACCUCCAGUGCAUACCAUUAAUUAUCAACAUUUCACCCCAAUGUCAAAUUUUGACCCGGACUUUGAUGAGUUUUUACGAGGUAUAGUACCAUGGGACCAGUACCGGUAGCCCCUACUGAAAAGGAGGCCAUUGUUUUGUUAUUGUUAUUUAGAUGGAGACACUUAAUUGUUUGUACUUAAGCAGUUUGUUAUGAAAGGUUGUACUUCACAGCUGUAAUUUUCAUCUGUUCUAGUAUUUGCUGUUAAGUGAUCCAUCUGCACACUGUUCAUAUUAUUUAAGUGUUGAUGAUUGCACAUUUCAUAUAAUGCGUGAGUCCAGAUCAACUGUUGGGAUUUUAUAACUGAAUAUACAGGAUAGUGAUAAGAUAUUGACUGAUAGAUGCCUUUUUAAAUCGUAAAAUAUUAGAGAGAAGAUUCAAUAAGAAAUCAGAAAUUCAUGUAAUAGUUUUCUCCGAUAUUAUUUAUGGCAAAAAAAAAGUUUCUUUUAAUCUGGUUAAUCAUUUUUUUUUUUAAUUUGUAUUGCACAUUGAUUGUCCCUCUAGUUAUUCUGGACCCAUGCCCAUGGUUUGUGACACACAGGUCGGUGCUUUUGAAUUUUCCACACACUGUACAUUUAGACAGACAAGAAACAGGAAGCUUUUGGUGUGAAAAGUAUGAUACUGUAUAAGACAGUUGUUGGAUCAAUUCAACUGUCUGCCAAUAGGUAAACACUGUAUAUAUGAAAAUAUAUAUAUUAUGAUUCUCUUUGGUAUGCAAAUGAGUAUGAUUGCUAAGUAUUUGUUAUAGGAAAACAGAAGUUACCGUUGAAAAAGUAUGAGGUGCGAUUGUUAUAAUUUUAUUCACAAUGAUAUCAGGUAUGUCAUGAUUUUCUUACAUAGAUAUGUUCUUGUCACACCAUUCAUUCAUUUCUUAUCCAGAAUCAGCAUUAUUUUAGUUGUUAGAUUUUACAAAUUUGAAUUUUUAAAGAGAAUUUAUUCAUACUAACUAUGAGGGAUCAUGUAAUUCUUUGGUAACAGUUGUCCUACCAAGAACAAUUUCUUUUAUCAUAUUCUCCCGUGAAGUUUUAAGCUGAAUAAAUGUUCUGAUAUCUUUAUUCACUCCACAAUAUGGGUUAGAUCAUGUCUAUAUGGAAGGGAUGUCCUCAGUCUGUAAAAUUGCCUGCUAGAGGUACCUAAUGGUGGUUGCUGAUGAUUUCAAAAUUACUCACCCAGUAUGGUCGAAAUACUCACCCAGGUGAUAGUUACUGAUACCACAAAUAUCCAAGUGACAGUUGCUGAUAUCAGAAACAGGUGACCAUUGGUAAUGUCAGUGUUUUAAGUUGUUUUGCAAGUAGUGGUUGAAGUUAAUAUUUAUUGGAAAAAUUUAGAAAUCUAUUAGGAACUUGAUAAUUAAGACAGUAAUUCUAAAAACAUAUAAGUUAGAUGUGGUAUAGUCAAAAAGGGAGAUAAAUAUAUAAAGUAUAACAUUUUUGACCUGCUUUAGACUAACAACUAGUAUGACAGUUAUGACUUACAGAAUGUGUGUCAAUAUUUAAAUCAUGGACAGAUAUAAGUGAUGAAAUUCUUAACAAAAAAUACAUAAUUAAAAAGUUCUGCUAUAGUGGUGGUGUGUAGUGAUUUUAACAUGGCGGUACAAAUAUCUGCUGGGAUAGUGGGUUUACCAUCUGAUGACAUGUUUUACCUCGUAGAUUUUCCUCCAUUAUCUGAAGAAAAAGAAAAUAAAACACCAGAACAACAUUUCUUCCUUUGUUGGCAUUGUAACAAAAGCUCUACAAUGCUUAUGUUGAUGAUUGGUGAACAUAUAAAUGAUAUAAAAUAAGGUUUAUUUUCAAUACCAGUAUUCAGUCUUGCACAGUAUUUGUCUGUUUCCAUGCACACAUUUAUGCACUCAUGUGUGUCUGUUUUUUUUAAAUAAUGUCCCGCAUGGAUGGAUUUGACUUGGUGCCCUGAGAUAUAUGAUUUUAUACAUGUCGUGGAAGUAGAAUCUUUCACAAUGUGUAAUGGCAUGUGUAUAUUAUAUCCUUCCAUCAUACAACAUUAUUUCUUCUAGCUGUCUUGUCGAAUAACAGUAAAUCAUUAUAGUAUCCUGUUCAUUAUGCAAAAACUCCUACACUUGGCAUGUUAUUCACACUGUAGCAGUUUGAAAGUCAGUUCUAACCAUCAAAACUUCGGAAAACAGGAAAGAAAUGAAAUGAUGUUUUUAUAUUCUUGUCCCAGUCACUAUUUUCUGAUUAUCAUGUAGAACCCUUUAUUGUGUUUUUUGAAGAUUUAACAGUGUACAACUUAGUAUCCAAGAACAUCAAGUGUGACCCACAAAUUUGAAUUCCUUUUAUAUUAUAUGUUCAUUGUAAUUAGCACUGAUGCAUUUUCAUUUCAUAAUUUAUUUUCCCAAACUUUUGCCAUAAUUUCAACUUUCACCUGUGUGGUGAAAGGAUGAAAAUAAGGGAUUAGUUUAAAGUUUGAUGUCAAAGCUGAUGUGUUUUUCUUAUAUUUUGGGAGUGUACCUUUGACAAAAAAGAACAAUUUUAGGUUUGGAAAAAAAACCAAACCAAUUAACUAAUUUCCCAAUAUACAUUACUUUAUUACCUGCCUGAUCAUGUAUACAAAGAGCCCUACUAUAAAUGAAGAAAGCAGAUAAGUUGUAAUGUUUAAGAGGCUUUCAUUAUUAUAUUGAUAUACUUGACAGGAACAAAAAAUUGACAUAUCACCGAGGAGAUCUUAGGUGUCAGAAGUCAAAAGGGAAACUAGUCAAAUGGUGAUCAUGAUUUUAGAAAGUAGUACAGACUUAACAGUAAUAUUAGAUGUAGUGACAUACAUUAUCCUAUGAUACUUUUCUAGUUACCUAACAUAUACUACUAAGUUUAUAUAACACUCUCGUAUAUAUAACACACUCUUGUAUAUGCUUUUGGUGCUCUAAACAUCUUUAACCUUGCCAUCUACUGUAAAAAGAUUUGUGGAGAUGUUUAACAUUUAUUUCAUUUGUAUCUGAUACUCCUACUGUUAAAUGUUCUAAUUUUUGUGGGUUUUUAUUUCCAUUCAUUCCAUGGGAAUUCUUAGUCAACAGUUAAAGAUGGGCAUGAAUCUUAGUAUUGGUUGAUUUCUUGAAUACAAAAUCAAAUACCAGCGAAAUUACAAUUUUCUUAAAAAUUGCAAUGAAAUUCCCCACAAAAAUGAGAUGUUACAGUAUCCUGUAUUUAAUUCAGGACUUUGGCAUACAUAUUCAUAUGAAACUUCAGUUUGAUGAUGAAUUUUGGAAAUGUUGUGGAUGAUAAAUUUCAGAAAUACUACCAUUAUGAUGUGAUUAUUAGAGGAUGAAGUUUCUCAGAUUUUUAAAAUGUUGUCACAUUUGAUUAAUAAGUAGUAAGUCACAAAGUGACAUUUUUAUGCCACGCACUUUUCAAAUUGUUCCUGAAUGGCAAAAGCCUGUUUUAUGUGGAGAUAUUUUUCUCCGGCCCACAAAGAAAUUUUGGUAGGUAUUUGACAGACUGCUUUUAGUCAUCAUUCUGUUCUUCUAUUUAGGUUUUAAUAUGCACUUUUUUUUUACUCAGUUGAUUUGAUGCCAUGGUUUUGUGUGGCAUGUUUUGCAUGAGUAUUAAGUUAGUGGGUUAACCAGAGCAUGAGAGGUUGAUCUACAUCUGCUUUUUACUAACUCAGUGCUGUCUGUGUGCUCUUGUGGUAGGUUAACUUUGGACAUAAUAUGCGCUGAUUAGGUCAUUUGUAUAUUAAGCAUGACAUGUUAGUGCACUUCAUCUUAAUUUAAAAUAUUCAUCAUAUCAUCAAAUCAUUCUCAUUCUUCAUCAGUAGUAUUUCCCUGUGUCUCCAGAUUUUUUUGUGCUGUUUUUCUUCAAGUAUGACUUUUUUGAAUUAUCAAAUAUCAUGAUAGUUAAAUCAAAAUGAAAGUAAUUCUAUAGAAAGUUCAUUAUGCGUAUAUGCUAAACUUUUGAAGAAGUUGGUAAAUUUAAUUCAGGUGUAUAGACUUGCAAUUGUGCCUUCGAUUUUCUUGAAUUUUCCAAAGAAUCAAACAGUGUGAAAUUUAUAAAUUUUCUUUUUAAUGGUAUCUAGUUUUUACCUUUUUUUCACAUAUAGGCAAUAAAUUUGUUGAACUAUGUUACGUAAUAAAAAUUGCAAAUAAGUUUUGAAAGUGAAGGUUGUGGUUAUGUAUUAAACGAAAAAGGUAAAAGAUCCAAAAGUGAGGUACAAUAUUCAGAUUAUUUUCCUGUCAUUUUAACCUCGGAAGUUGAUAUAAAAAUUAAAGAAAACUUAGGGACAUGAAAGGAUAUGUUGAUGUGUGUCUGCUGCAAUAUGAGAACCUGGAACAUAUUGAAAGAAACUUUGUAAAAAUAAGGAUAAUUGUCUUUUAAAGGUUUUAAAGUUUUAUUUCCGAACUACCGUAAUGAAGUUAUUUUGAAAACUGUGAAUACUUUCAUUUUGUAAUGUACUGUUUGUAAAAGGUAUUGGGAGAGAUAAGUUUUGAAGAGACAGAGAGGGGGAAAGAAGGAGGGGUAAGAGAGAGAGAGAGUAAAUAUAUAGUUACAUUAUGUGAAUGAGGUUACAUAUUCAAUAUGCACCAUGUUUUAUGGGUUUGGUAUGGUGAAUAUAUCAAAGGGAUAAUCUCAUACCUGUAAAAUUGUGUAUAACUGAUGUAAAAAUAAGAUAUUGUCAUUAAAGUUUGUUAUAAAUCUGAAAAAA
Ylistrum balloti is the source of this 6538-nucleotide messenger RNA. RefSeq names its product E3 SUMO-protein ligase PIAS2-like. The coding region runs from base 1 to 1959 and encodes 652 amino acids. The record is from RefSeq and is a predicted model, not a curated record. Gene Ontology annotation, molecular function: SUMO ligase activity; transcription coregulator activity; zinc ion binding. Lineage: Eukaryota; Metazoa; Mollusca; Bivalvia; Pectinida; Pectinidae. The transcript has 15 exons. Gene Ontology annotation, biological process: regulation of transcription by RNA polymerase II; protein sumoylation.